This is a messenger RNA of Saccoglossus kowalevskii, 1230 nucleotides long. Its product is annotated as tetratricopeptide repeat protein 38-like. The record is from RefSeq and is a predicted model, not a curated record. Lineage: Eukaryota; Metazoa; Hemichordata; Enteropneusta; Harrimaniidae. Gene Ontology annotation, molecular function: protein binding.
AUGUCCCGGAGUCCUACGGUAUACGCUGGCCAGCCAGCCUUGACUAAGAAUCAGAAAACCCUUUGCUACUACCCAGUGGUACUUGGUCAUGUUCUUGUCAAUGGCUUACAAUUCUUUAGUGGGAUAUUUAUACAGAAAAACAAAGAUUUUAAAUCAAGAAUUGAUAACAUGGUCAAACUGGCAACACUUCAAACAACGUCUGACAUGGAGAAACUACAUCUUGAAGCGGUUAUUUCAUUAGUUUACUGGAAUAUUAAUGACGCUCUGAAUACAUGGCAGAAGAUAUUGACAACUUACCCCACGGACAUACUUGCAAUAAAAUUUGCAUAUGAUGCUUGUUAUAUAAUGGGAUAUUCCCAGCUAAUGAAUGGUAUGAUGAAACGUGUUUUGCCAUACUGGGAGGAAGAAAUGGAGUUUUAUCGUACACUGAAGACAUUGUAUGCAUUUGUUUUGGUGGAAUGUAACUAUUUUAUUGAAGCAGAAAUAAUAGCAAGGGAGGGCUUGAAACAUAAUAAUACAGAUCCCCAAAUGGUACACGUAAUGGCGCAUGUCUUAGGAGUGACGGGUCAUGUCGGUGAGGCAAUAAUGCUUCUGAGAUCAUCAUUGUAUUGCCACGGUGACUAUUCUGCUGCCAUCGUUGUAUAUGACACAGAAAUUGCGAGGCGUGCUGAUAGUGCAGAAUCUCUGAACAUAUUCAAUAUAUACGACUGUUGUUCAUUGCUCUUCCGGUUGGAACUAGAAGGGGUUGAUGUUGGCGAACGAUACAAUGAAUUGUAUAAAGUAAUAUCACCUUAUAUGAAUGAUCACAUAUCAGCAUACAGUGACAUGCACUUAUUGAUGGCAAUCAUGGGACGAGGACGGCAACACGAAAUUAGCAGAUUUAUUGAGUCGGUUAGGAAAUACAUAAACAACCAAACUGGUACACAACGUGACAUCAUGCACGAAAUUGGUAUAGUGAUUUUUGAAGCAUUUCAGGCAUACAAGGAUGGUGACUAUGCUAAGGUCGUGGACAUACUUCUACCCGUUCGCCAUAAAGUAUGGAAAAUAGGAGGCAGUCAGCCCCAGCGAGAUGUGUGUAAUUUAGUUCUCAUUCAUGCUGCUUUAAAUUCACCACAAAAAAGACAUCAACAGACAUCCAGGUCCUUACUGGAGGAAAGAAAGUUAGAACUGACAAACUCACCGAUGACCGACAGACUUCUUGCCAAAUAUACAAGGUUACAUGUUGACUGA